Molecule: messenger RNA, 4395 nt
Organism: Sebastes umbrosus (honeycomb rockfish)
Lineage: Eukaryota; Metazoa; Chordata; Actinopteri; Perciformes; Sebastidae
Gene: sack1b
Product: family with sequence similarity 83 member B
Exons: 5
Coding region: 201-2969 (922 amino acids)
Biological process (GO): epidermal growth factor receptor signaling pathway
Cellular component (GO): cytoplasm; membrane
Source: RefSeq, a predicted model, not a curated record
UGGAAUCCACACCCUCCAUCUGCAGACUGCUUAUCAUGUUGAGACACCUCCUUGUCUUUGUUUCUUCCAGCUGGCAGUCUCUCCAAAUAUUGAACAUAAGCUGAACAUACAUAAAAAUCUAAGCGGGAUACUCGGGGAGCAGUCAAGAGGAUUUUCACAAAGUUCACAUACCAAAUGUCCUACUGACACGCUCUGGGGCGAUGGAGUCUCCAGAGUUAUCCAUGCUGUCCUCCUUGCGGGGAGAAUUAAAAUCAGAGGAUUACAUCCCACCCCACUAUAAGGAGACAUACCGCCUGGCGAUCGAUCGCCUGGCCAGCGGCGGCAGAGACAGUUACCAGGAGUUCCUCAAGGGAGAACGUAUCGGGAGCUUCCUCUCGGAGGAAGAGCUUCUCUUCAUCACUGCAAACGCAGAACAACUCCCACCUCAAAACCAUGCAGAGGAAAUCACCGGUCCAUCGGACACCACGUCAUCCUCGGGGACGUACUGGCCCGUCCACUCGGAUGUGGACGCGCCAGACUUGGAUUUGGGGUGGCCGCAGGCCAUGCAUGAAACACUGCAGACAAAUAUAGAUCUGCUCUUUAAUCCACCCAGACAAAACAACCCCACCAUCAAAGAGGUGAUUCGGAAGCAUAUUCAGGAUGCGAGACAGGUCAUUGCCAUUGCGAUGGACAUGUUCACUGAUGUAGAUAUAUUCAAAGAAGCUGUGGACGCCUCUGUACGAGGAGUUCCCGUCUACGUGCUUCUGGACGAUUACCAUUUGAAAGGUUUCCUCAAGAUGGCUGAAAAUCAAGAUGUAAAAAUUCAACAACUCAGAAACAUGAGGGUGCGCACUGUGAAAGGUCAGGAUUACCUCUGUCGAUCGGGAGCUAAAUUUCAUGGGGCAAUGGAGCAGAAGUUUCUUUUAGUCGACUGCCACACGGCCAUUUAUGGCUCAUACAGCUUCACAUGGUCAUUUGAGAAGAUUAAUGUGAGCAUGGUGCAGGUCAUCAAGGGCCUCCUGGUGAAGUCUUACGAUGAGGAGUUCCGAACACUCUUCGCCCGGUCGACUGUGCCAGCUGAACUCUGCCCCCCAGAGGGUUUGUUCCAACGCAACGGUCUAAAUGGACGACAGAUUUUGCCAAAUUCUCAUUCUCCCCAAAAAAUUGAGCGGAGGGAUCAGUUGAGGCAUACACUGGACACAGUCUAUCGGAAGACCUGCGAGAGGAAACAAGGCCUGAGAAACCUCGAGGACAGGCUCUUAGAAGAGGAACCUUACGAGUUUGGGCGCCAUAUUGAGAACGGGAUCGGUGUUCACAACCAGAUGCCACAAUAUCAGUCCACAGAGACGAUGAACUUCUUGAAAAGGCACAGCUACGCUGGGGAGAGACAAGACGGACAUAUGCCACAGAACAUCCGGCCCAUGGGUAGCAACUGGAAUAUCUCUCGAGAAACAGUAAAUGGAACAAACCACUACCCCGUGGACAAUUACCUAGUGCCACAGAUGCAAAGAGGUCAAAACGUGCGUCAGUCUUACAAUGGCAACGACAAACAGAUUAUGUCCAUGCAGCAGAACAUGCCAACGCUAGAGAAUACAUCCAAAUCGUUCAUGCGCACUUUGAGGAUCGAGUCUUACCUCAAAAACCCUGACGUCCCAUUCGGAGACUCAUGUGACUAUUUAGACCAGUUUGAACCACAGGACAAAGCUAACUCCUUCAUGCAGGGAAGGAUGAGGUCUUCCCUUGUUUUCAGGUCCACCAUACCAGAGCAAAUGGAGCCAAACAGACCCAUUAACAACAACAUGAACACUGGUGUUAACCCCUCAGCAGCACCAAACACUCCUUUUCACUACUCAUCUAUGCAGUGGAAUCCAACAGCAGCAGGUGGAAAUAGAUUAAGUAAUGAAGAGUUCAUGUUAAAGAAGCAAAGUUUGCAGAUUCCGGAUGACAAUCGGAAUAACGCAGGCUAUGGUCCAGGUAGAAACUCUUUCAACUCUGUAUACGCCAGCUUAGGCAGAGCUAAAGGUGGACACAUGAUCCCAAACCCAGACAUCAUGACAGAUAAUUGGAACAAAAGGCAUAGUGUGGCCGAUCCGAGAUCAAAUGCUGAAUACCCGAAGGAAUCCUCGGGUCACAUGUAUGGAGCUCUCGCAAGACAGCAAGUGAACAGAAGCACAGUGGAGAUAAAUGCACAGAGUGGAGGAUACGGGUCGAAUCUGAAAGAGGAUCAGAGAUCUGCUUCUCAUUACGAUGUCAAGAAUAUCACAGGCACAAAGAGCCCCGGUACUCCCAUGUGGCAGGAGCCGCCAUCCAGGACUUUGUCCGCAGCAGCCCUUAAUGUCAAUAGCAAGGAUUUAACACCUAAAUCCACCAGCAUGGGCUCCCACCAUUUCCUAAAGAACGGUUCCAAGAAGAUAAAAUCGUUACUGAACAUACCAGAGAAAAAAGAGGAUUCAAUAGGAGUCAAGGAAACACCGAGUAUGAAGUCAGGUUGCAGCACAGACACCUUAACAGCUGAGGAUGAGCAUAGGAUAUCAUAUCGCCAAAGCACAACCAACUCUAUCAGGUCCUCCUCGGAGCAGCAGAGGAAACGGAUAGAGGAUGACCACCGAGAAUCUUCAAAACCUCGAUUCAGAACUGAGGAGCAACACAUUCUGCCACAGGUCUCUCUCUCUAAACCUGACGCACACAAGAAACCCAGCGUUUUCGACAGAAGCGCAAGACCCGGCAUCGACUCAGCAACCUGGAGCAAAGAUCGCGGCACAGAGACUCGCCUUUACAGCCGAUUUGAGCCUUUCUUAGAAAAGAAACCCUCGAUACGCUCCCCACACAGCUUUGGAAACGGACACUCUCAAGAGAAAACCAAAGGCCUUCCUAGAGGCGAGGCAUCUAUCGAACACAACCUCACCCGGGCUGCACGAGGGCACCAUGAAAAUAAGCUGGAGAAAUUCAUUCAUAGAGUGGGAAAUCUCAUACACAAGAACAAGCAGUGAGACUACACAGGUCACCUAUACACGAAUCCGGGGAAAUACCCACCCGAUUCGAUUGUUAUCAGGCCAUUAAAUAGGCGUUAUAAGUUGCUAUAAGCACCAUAGAUGUGGGUCAUUAGGGGCCUACUACACCUACUACGUUGUUAAAGUGAAAGUGAAACGUUACGUUUUGAACACACGUUUUGUUUGUGUUAGGUUUAGGCAAUAAAACUACAACUUCUCUAGGUUUCGGCAAAGAAAAACGUGUUUUGGGUUAAAAAUAACUACGAACACAAAGACAACUACACAUUGUUGGUUUCACAUGGGAUAUAAACUCCGGUUUCCUGGGUGAAACCCUGUGUUUUGAGUUUCACACUGUCUAUACUACAGUGCUUGACUUUCGCUUCUGCUCAUGUCAUAAUUACUACGGUCGCUAGAGGUUGCUGUCAUGUACUUUUAUACUUUCUUUCCGGUGAUCUACCAUGUGAAUAGAUGAUAAAACCUACUAUUGGGUGUAGUAGGCCCCUACUGACCCACAUCUAUGGGGCUUAUAGCAACUGAUAACGCUUAUAGCCUGACAACAGUCUAAUCGGCUGAAAUACCAGAGGUAAACAGGUCGGCAUUACUGCGGUGGCGUCUGCACGUGUGAAUGCAAGCUGUCCUAAGAAGUGUACAAUUUUCUACUUUUACAUUUACUUUCUAUGUAACGUUACCUUUGACAACGAUGUUUAGGAGUUUGGGAAGAAUUUGAGUUUUCAGCUGCCUAACGUUAGCGUAACAUGGUGAAACAAGUAACGUCAGCUAAGUUAACACUGCUUAGCUAACAUUAGCUAGCGUUAGUGGGCUAAAGAACCUGUUUGAGAAUAAAUUAACUCAAUCAACGAACUGUGGCGUUAUUGUGAAAUAUAGUGUUAGUUGUUCUAACUACUUCAUGACCACAAACUAAACAUCAUUAAUCGGUCGGCAUCACAAACAGAACACGUUCAAAGCGUCUGCUUACUGUGUUAACUGACUCCGCUGAAUGCGUCGUGGUUGCUUGUAAAAAGGCUUCAAUUUUACUUUUUCACAAUUUUAAAUACAUACUCAUGUGUUUAUUAUCUACGCCAACUAGUGACUAUGAGCAACCAAAGACGCAUUCGGCGGAAAGUCACACAGUUAGCAGACACUGAGUCAGUUGCGUCUGAAAUCCCAUACUAACAUGCUAUUUAGUACGCUACAACAGUAUGUGAGAUAUUUUAGUAUGUCCGAAACCGUAGUAUGAAACCAAUAGUACGCAAAUUGCAUACUAUUUCCGCUGAAAUAUUAUAAGUAUGCAAUGCUGGACUAUACAGCGCCAUAAAUAUCCCACAAUGCAAUGCAGUAGUGAUGACAACGUUCAUAACAGACGUUGACGGACGGCUCUGUAACAUCAAUAAUGCUUCAAUUUAACUGUAAGUAUAAGAUUUCACUU